AUGACAGUGACCGGAAUUUCUUCAAUCUUUGGCCGUCUUUUCCGACACGACAAAACCCACAAGUGCAUUAUCCGUACACAACCCAAAACUUCAGUGACUCACCAAAUUCUUGACCACCUCGAAGGCGGUAACAUCUCGAAAGCCGUCUCUGUCCUCUUUGCUUCUCCAGAGCCAGUUGCGUAUUGGCUAUACGAGCGACUUUUCCGUUCUUGUUCCUCGAAAUCCCUUAUUGUUCAAGCCCGUAAAGUCGAAUCCCACUUGCUAACUUUCUCUCCGUUGCCUCCGAUUUUCCUCUUGAACAGAGCCAUUGAAGCUUAUGGGAAAUGUGGGUUUGUUAAUGAUGCGCGUGAACUGUUCGAGCAAAUGCCUGAACGAGAUGGUGGGUCCUGGAACGCUGUGAUUACUGCUUGUGCUCAGAACAAUGUCCCUGAUGAGGUAUUUCGUACGUUUCGUAGGAUGAAUAGGGAUGGAAUUCGAGCAACAGAGACUUCUUUCUCUGGUGUUUUAAAGUCAUCUGGUUUGAUCUUGGACCUGAGAUUAGUGAGGCAACUGCAUUGUGCUGUGAUGAAGCAUGGGUUUUCUGGGAAUGUAGAUUUGGAGACUUCGAUUGUUGAUGUUUACGGGAAAUGUCGGGUUAUGAGCGAUUCGAGAAGAGUGUUUGAUGAGAUUCAAAACCCUAGUGAUGUUUCAUGGAACGUGAUUGUGCGGCGGUAUCUUGAGAUGGGUGAUAAUGAUGAGGCAGUGGUAAUGUUCUUUAAGAUGCUAGAGUUGAAUGUUCGACCUUUGAAUCAUACCGUUUCUAGUGUAAUUUUAGCCUGUUCAAGAUCCCUGGCCCUUGAGGUGGGAAUGGUAGUCCACGCCAUUGCUGUCAAACUUGAUUUUGUGCCAGACACAAUUGUUUCUACUUCUAUCUUUGAUAUGUAUGUAAAAUGUGGCAGAUUGGAGAGGGCUCGUAAAGUAUUUGACCAAACAGAGUCAAAAGAUUUGAAAUCUUGGACUUCAGCGAUGUCGGGGUAUGCAAUGAGUGGUAUGACUAGAGAGGCAAGGGAGCUCUUUGAUCUGAUGCCUGAAAGAAAUAUCAUCUCGUGGAAUGCAAUGUUGGGAGGAUAUGUACGUGCUAGCGAAUGGGAUGAGGCACUGGAUUUUCUCAAUUUGAUGCGCCAGGAGAUUGAAGAUAUUGAUAAUGUCACUCUUGUGUGGAUUCUAAAUGUCUGCUCCGGUAAAUCAGAUGUUCAAAUGGGGAAGCAAGCUCAUGGUUAUAUAUACCGGCAUGGAUAUGAUACAGAUGUAAUUGUAGCCAAUGCACUUCUUGAUAUGUAUGGAAAAUGUGGUAGCUUGCAGAGUGCCAACGUUUGGUUCCGCGUAAUGAGUGAACUUAGGGAUGAGAUUUCUUGGAAUGCUUUAUUGACUGGUUUAGCUCGAGUUGGCCGGAGUGAACAAGCCAUAUCUUUCUUUGAAGGGAUGCAACUUGAGGCAAAACCUAGCAAAUACACACUCGCAACGCUCUUAGCGGGUUGUGCAAACAUUCCUGCUCUUAAUAUAGGCAAAGCAACCCACGGGUUCCUGAUCAGAAAUGGCUAUGAAAUUGACAUCGUUAUACGGGGUGCUAUGGUUGACAUGUAUUCCAAAUGCCGAUGUUUGGACUAUGCGAUCGAAGUAUUCAAAGAGGCAGCUACGCGGGACUUGAUCCUAUGGAACUCAAUUAUUCGUGGAUGCUGUCGUAAUGGAAGAAGCAAAGAGGUGUUUGAGUUGUUCAUGCUUAUGGAAGAUGAGGGAGUUAAGCCUGACCAUGUCACAUUUCUAGGAAUCUUACAUGCUUGCAUACGCGAAGGUCAUGUUGAACUGGGUUUUAAGUAUUUCAGUUCUAUGAGCACCAAAUAUCUUAUACUACCGCAGGUUGAGCAUUAUGAUUGUAUGGUUGAACUCUAUUGCAAGUAUGGAUGCUUGCAUCAGCUUGAAGAAUUUCUCCUCUUGAUGCCUUUUGAUCCAAAUAUCCAAAUGUUGUCAAGGAUAUAUGGUGCUUGCCAAAAUUAUGGCUGGCAAAAGUUAGGAGCAUGGGCUGCUAAACGGCUUAAUGAAUGA
This is a messenger RNA of Arabis nemorensis, 2082 nucleotides long. Lineage: Eukaryota; Viridiplantae; Streptophyta; Magnoliopsida; Brassicales; Brassicaceae. The record is from the annotation of a GenBank genome assembly.